Messenger RNA from Oncorhynchus nerka (sockeye salmon), 2044 nucleotides. Its product is annotated as ras-related protein Rab-19-like. Bases 687 to 1334 code for a protein of 215 amino acids. Gene Ontology annotation, cellular component: trans-Golgi network; Golgi cisterna. Gene Ontology annotation, biological process: vesicle-mediated transport. Lineage: Eukaryota; Metazoa; Chordata; Actinopteri; Salmoniformes; Salmonidae. Gene Ontology annotation, molecular function: GTPase activity; GTP binding. The transcript is spliced from 3 exons. The record is from RefSeq and is a predicted model, not a curated record.
GGGUACCUUAGUAGUCUGUGAACCAAUGAGAGUGGGGAGAACAACAGAGUAGAGAGAGGGAUAUGGUAGGAGAGGCAUAAGUACACUAACUUCACAGGGAAGCAGUUGGAUGAAUGAGCACAAAGAAUGUGAGUGAUUUGAAUGUAUACAACCUAUCCUAAAUGUAAAUAAAAAGUUCCAGCACAUUGAGGAAUAACAUGUUAUAUGUGAUAUAUUGUGAAACAAUAUGUUAUAUUGUUUCUACUGUGACGGAAUCUGUUGGAGGUCAACAUUUUAUUUAGUGUCUAAUGAACUCUGAACCUGAGGAAAUACCUGAAGAGGUGCCGAGUAGGGAACACUUGUAGAGGAUAUAGACUACUGAAGCCUUAUCUUCAAUACUUCUUCAGCAACGUAUUUUCUGUGUAACUACCAUUUUUUGUUUUGUUUAUUCAGUUCCCCAAGACUGAAUAAGUAAAAAGGGCACAGUUCCAAGUAUGAAAUAUUCAUGUACUUCUUAAGCUCCUCUUGAGGAAGAGUUCUCCCCAUGUUUCUGAGUAGGAUGUGACCAAUUUCUGUCAACAGUUUCAACUGUUAUUGAUGCAUCUAACAACAUACAGAGUAGAGAACCAGUUCUGUCACUGCUGCAGGGCAUGUCAGCCUGGCCCUAGUUUAGUGGUGUCUGACUGGCCCUGUGGUGAUCCCUUACCAUGCAGUCCUCUGUGCCGGAGCAGGACGACUCCUUUGACUUCCUUUUUAAGAUUGUCCUGGUGGGAGACUCAGACGUGGGGAAGACCUGUGUGGUCCAGAGAUUUAAGUCUGGUGUCUUCAUGGAGAAACAGCAGAACACUAUCGGAGUGGAUUUCACCGUCAGAACCAUGCUCAUCAAUGGCAGGAAUGUCAAGCUGCAGGUGUGGGACACAGCUGGACAGGAACGUUUCCGCUCAAUCACCCAGAGUUAUUACCGCAGUGCCCACGGCGCCAUAGUGGCCUACGAUAUCACACGCCGGCCAACCUUUGACUCUUUGACACACUGGAUCCAGGAAGUGGAACAAGACGGGGCUGCAAGCAUUGUGCUCAUCCUCAUUGGAAACAAGUCAGACCGGCAGGCGGAGAGACAGGUGCUGUUUGAGGAUGCCUGUACCCUGGCUGAGGGGCGGGGUGCGCUGGCCGCCCUGGAGACCUCUGCGAAGGAGGCCCAGAAUGUGGAGGCAGCCUUCAUGCUCAUGGCCCGGGAGCUGAUGGUGAGGAACGGCCUCGCGCUCACAGACCAACACUCAAAGGCCUCCCCACACUUCUUCCCAAACUCCCAUCCAAUCCAUGGCGCCGAUCCUACAAACAGGGAGUCAUGUUGUUGAGAGAAUUGACAGGAAGCGUGGGAGAGGGUUUGUGGUGCUGAUAACUUGGAAUCAACAUCGCCUACAGUCCCUUGUAGAUGUAAAGCCACAAAGCCCACUCGUUUUUGACUGCUUACUUUUACAGGUGCUGUCAAGAAGUGUGCUUCGGGAUAGGGGAUGAGUGUACUAUAUUGUGUGGAUGUGAUAUGAGUACUCUACUGAUAAUGGCGACUAUCACUGCCACUGAGUUUUCCAGUAGUUUAAACAUGGCUGCCAGUAGUCAAACACUUGUUACCAGUAUUUAAUGUUAAGUAUCCCUUGCCACCUGUGGUUUAUUGUAUAUGGGGGGGAAUUAUGUAUUCACCUUAUGCUGAGUGUUAUGGUGUCCACUCUAGCUUCCCGGAGAUAAAGCCUACAGCUGGCCUUCCAGGGACAGGAUGUGGGGAGGUUGUAACUGUUAGGAGUAGAAUAAAGGCCUCAAUGGUUCUUAAACAUCCUGGCCUGGGAAAUUAGGCCAGGGUCAGGGGGUUAAGAUAACGCCAGCAGAAAAUAAAGACAGGAUGAGCCCAAAGUGGCUCAUGGUCCCCCCCCCCCAAAUAUAGUGGAGGGGUGGAACCAAGCGUUCUGGGUAUUAGCUAUAUGAACUGCAUUGUCUGUAUGAUUCAGCCUAACAGUCUCAUUAUUGCAAUAAUUAAUCCAUAUUAAAUAAAGAUGAUUGUUUGAAGAAAUUA